Emys orbicularis (European pond turtle) is the source of this 2238-nucleotide messenger RNA. RefSeq names its product lactamase beta 2 (gene LACTB2). The transcript is spliced from 7 exons. Gene Ontology annotation, molecular function: single-stranded RNA binding; RNA endonuclease activity. Bases 39 to 905 code for a protein of 288 amino acids. Lineage: Eukaryota; Metazoa; Chordata; Testudines; Emydidae. The record is from RefSeq and is a predicted model, not a curated record. Gene Ontology annotation, cellular component: mitochondrial matrix.
CGCGCCGCCGCCGUUAGGCUGUUGGCGCUGCGGGGAAAAUGGCGUCGCUGCUGCCGCGCAUUGAGCGGCUCUCCUCGCGGGUGGUGCGCGUGCUGGGCUGUAACCCGGGCCCCAUGACCCUGCAGGGGACCAACACCUACCUGGUGGGGACCGGGCCCAGAAGGAUCCUUAUUGACACGGGAGAGCCAGCUAUCCCUGAAUAUAUUGGCUGUUUAAAACAGGCACUGACUGAGUUCAACAUCUCAAUCCAGGAAAUUUUAGUGACACACUGGCACCAUGAUCAUACUGGAGGCAUAUCUGAUAUUUGUAGGAACAUCCACAAUGAUUCUGAAUAUUGCAUAAGUAAGCUUCCACGCACUCCUCAUCGUGAGGAAAUAAUAGAAGGAGAAAAGCUAAAGUAUUCAUAUCUGAAAGAUGGAGAUGUGUUAAAAACUGAGGGAGCCACUCUCAGAGUUUUAUAUACACCUGGGCACACUGAUGAUCAUAUGGCUUUACAUCUAGUGGAAGAAAAUGCCAUAUUUUCUGGUGACUGUAUUCUAGGAGAAGGGACAGCAGUAUUUGAAGACUUGUAUGACUACAUGAAAUCACUGGAAAUGCUGUUGCAAAUGCAAGCUGACUUAAUGUACCCUGGACAUGGCCCAGUAGUACAUGAUGCAUGUGCUAAAAUUCAAGGAUACAUUUCUCACCGAAAUGCACGUGAACAACAAAUCCUAAAUGUUUUGCAGGAGAAUGCUGGAAAAUCAUUUACAUCAAUGGAGCUUAUAAAGAUUGUAUACAAGGAAAUUCCUGAAAAUUUACUUAAAGCAGCAGAAAAUAACCUUACCCUUCACUUAAGGAAGUUAGAAAAAGAAGGAAAAGUGUUAAAUGAAAAAUCUCCCAACUUCAGGUGGAAAAGCAGUUUGUAAGUGUUGCAAGAAACAGAAACAAGAUUAAGAGUACUCUCAAAUACCUACACACAACCUCUUUAUAUAAAUACAUGAACUUGUAUAUGGAGAACAUUGGAUGGACAAUUAGAGGAAUCCAAAAGCACUCCGCUGUUACGUAAAAUCAGAACAACAAUUUUGUUAAGAAAAAAAAUUACAUAAUUCUGCUGUCUUAAAUAAAUUUUAUGUAAUCUUAUUGUUACAAAGUACUCAGAUAACCAAUGAUUGUCAUAUUCUGUCUGAUGGGAAUUGAAAAAACUUGUGUAUUCAGUUAGUCAAAUGAAGUUACUGUGAACAGCUGUAUGUUGUCUUUUUUGUAAAAUUUUUGACUUUCUGCCAGUGACAGAAAACAGCUAGUAAAGGUACUACUAUAGUAUAAAGUAAUUGAUGACAACUGUAGUGCAAAAACUGAUUGUGAAGGUGGCAGAGUGACUUUCUCGAUGACCUAUUUUCACUGGUUCAUACUAGUGCAAAAAUGACUUUAUUUGGGAUUUGUGAGUGCUCAACCCUUUAUUAAGAUAUCUAAGUAUUGAUUUUUGGAGCCUAAUUUUAGACACCCAAAGUUGAAAUUUUUGGCCCCUAUGUGGGCUGUUGCUACUUAAUCUAGAAAGAUUCAAUGCAAGAGCUAAGUGAGCAAAAAAGUAGUUUCAGCUUUUUGUAGUCUCUGAGGAAAAACCUUUCCUAGCAGAUUCAGUGUAAGGAGCUACUAUUAAUUUUAACUAUUCAUGCCAGUUAAGACAAAUGUUUAAUAAAAUAAAAUCAUAGCAAAAAUAAUGCAAACAAAACUUUAUAUGUGCAAAUGAAACAAUGUCAGAUUAUACAAUCACAUGAUUUUUAAAAAUACUAUACAGAUAAUUAUUAGAGAUGUAUUGAACACUAAGCAGUUGAAGUCCCAGGUGUUUGCCAGUUUUAAAUAUUGAUUUAUAAAUUCUGCCCUCAGUUACCCAUCAACGUCAUAUAAAUUACAAAGGUGGAACAAGGCAAAAUUUGACUCUAAGACUCUAUAUACUGUCUGUGAUUUAAAAAUACAGUAGAAUGUUUUAAUUGACGAUAAUGUUGGACCUUAAUUUCAGUUUUCUGUGUAUCUUAAACUUUUGAAGUAACUGAACUUGUAAAUAUUUGCACUACUGUGUGUAUUCAAAAAGUACAUAAUGUCUGUAUGGUUUAAAUGUACCUUCUAAUCCUGGCACAAAUCUUGUUUUGAAAUCACUUAAUAUGGAAUACGGAUACAUUUAUCUUUCAUGCCUACGUCCUUGGAAAAUCCUUUACAGACUUUUAAAAUUGUUCAACCCUAUAUUUUCAUAUGUGGCAUGUG